Molecule: messenger RNA, 1966 nt
Organism: Pocillopora meandrina
Lineage: Eukaryota; Metazoa; Cnidaria; Anthozoa; Scleractinia; Pocilloporidae
Source: the annotation of a GenBank genome assembly
AUCAUUCACCGAGACCUUGCGGCCCGUAAUGUGUUGGUUGGACAAAAGGAAACUUGUAAAGUGACAGACUUCGGAAUGGCCAGAGAUGUGCAGCAGGAAAAUAUUUAUGAACGAAAGACUAAGGUAAUCAAGAAAGAGGGGAGGUGGGGACGGUACUACAUAUCGUUCAGUUUACUGAUCUUUCACGAUCAUUGUUGUGGUAGAGCCGAUAUACUCCUGAUUUCGAUUACAAAAUCCUUGGAUGGGACCAUAAUGAAAACAGCCAUUCGUAUACGAUUAUAAUUUUAAAUAUCACUGUCUUUGACCGGUCGCCUCCUAUAAUUUUUUAGCUGUUUCAAAAAAGUGAUAUUUGAAAUCUUUAGGGCCGUCUUCCAGUGAAGUGGACAGCUUAUGAGGCCUUGAUGUAUGGUAAAUAUACCACCAAAAGUGAUGUGUAAGUAUACCUGAUUAUUACCCGUAGCAAUUUUCCAACAAGUUUUAUUAAUAGAAUAAGAGGGAGGGUAAGUUUUGGGCUCGGUAAAGAAAUAGAGAAAGAUGUUUUUCAUCCUCUCACGAGCGUUGGACAAUGAAAAUAUCUUCGCUUCCCAUGAGGAAUCGAACCUCAGACCAUCGGAUUCCGCGCUCCGAUGCUCAUACCACUGUGAGUUAGAUCUAUCACUUAGUUCAUAUGACACGCGUCCUGCAUACUGCAAGGAUCAGCAAUGUCGAUAGAGUCAUGUUUGUAAAUAAAAACAAGAGAGAGAAUCGGAGCGCGGAAUCCAAAGGUCCGAGGUUCAAUUCCUCGUGGGGACUCAAAAUUUUUCCUUCGUCCCACAAUCGUGACAAGACGAAAAACAUCUUUCUCGAAGUUUUAUCAGUUUCAAUCAGGAAAUGAAUUCUAUGCUUGGUAAAAGAAUACAUAUAUUUUAGCUGUCGUAUAAAAUGUUAAUGUCUUCAGUCACCCAAUAUAUAUUUGUUUGAUUUGUCUUUCUGCAGAUGGAGUUAUGGAGUUUUGCUGUACGAGAUUUUUACCAUAGGUAACAUCGAAUGGAGAUUUAUAAGACCCUGUAGAUGUUUUUUGCUAUAUACUAUGUUCAAUUAAGCAAUGUAACGUGUUCAGUUAGACAAACGUAAUGAGCUUCAAACUACAUCAAAUGACAUGGGUGGUGUUUCAGUGAAGGUCGUUUUUUCGUCACAUUUAUAUUUCGAUGGUCUUGUGGUUCUUCCAGGUGGUUCACCUUACCCACGAAUGGAUGGCAGAAAAAUUGCAAACUUACUUCAGGAUGGAUACAGGAUGCCUAAACCACAACACGUCGAUGAAGAAUUGUAAGUGCUUUUUUAAUUCGUUAUCUCUUACCCUACAAGGAAACGUUCACUUCGCGUUCUCUAACAGAUCAUUUGAACAAUACCAGGUAUCAGAUUAUGAUGAAAUGCUGGAAGAAUGACCCAGAUGCAAGACCAACUUUUACUGAAUUGAAAAAUCAGCUUAAGGACAUGGAAACCCUACACAAGGUGAGAAUUUUGAUCAACAUGAAAGUUUCUUUUCACGUUAGACCGACUGGCUUAGGCUCAGCUAAAUGGGGUUUUAAACUUAAUAGCGUUUAGCUUAGAUAGCGUAAUUUUUACGAAGUUGGGAUUGCAUCUUCUUGUUAUGUCACUGAAGCUAGCACUACACGAAAAACAAGGAGGAAGCGAACUAGAAUGUCCCAACGACAAUUGACUCAUUAUGGUUAUUUAAAAGAUCGUAGGAUUAUUGCAAAAUUGUAUUGAGACGCACAAAGAGUUGCAGAUGUCACCAUAAAAUACUUUCUUGAAUUUGUUUUGGUGUGAAAAAAACUGGCCACUUGUGAGGAUAAACGCUUAUAACGUAAGAGGAAGACUUUUUUAAUGAUGCUGAUUAUUAUAUUAUUCUUUUUUGCAGAAGCUGAUCAACAUGACAAUGUACGACAAGCAGUUGUAUGCAAACGUCGAGGAUUUAAUAGUGUAG